CCUAAGAAAUUUUUAUACACAGCAGUCAUUCGACUUUGGAUUUUCUUCGUUAAAUUUUCUUGAAACGUUCGUGAUUAUUCUUAUAUGACCGAGUCUGCCGUGUGAACGAUGAUCGUACAGGAGCCAGUGCAGGCAGCCAUAUGGCAUUGUUUAAAUCAUUAUGCUUAUCCAGAUGCAAUAUUUUUAGCAGAAAGAUUAUGCGCAGAAGUUGACACAGAAGAAACUUUAUUCCUAUUGGCAACAUGUUAUUAUCGUUCUGGACGAGUUAGACAGGCUUAUGCAUUGCUUUCUAAAAAAGCUCCAAGCUCUGCACAAUGCAGAUUUCUUUUGGCCAAGUGUUGUUAUGACUUAGAGAAAUAUGCAGAAGCGGAAGCAGCAAUAAUAGGAGGAUAUUAUAAGCAGUUAAAAAAUCUAGAAGAAAUCAUAACUCAGUUCGGUGAGCAUGCGUGUUUCUCGCUUCAGAUCAUAGCCAAGAUUUAUUACAAAAUGAUGCGUACCGCGAAAGGGAACGAUGCACAUAAAUUGGCUUUAAAAUUGAAUCCAUUUCUUUGGCAUUCAUUCGAAGAGCUGUGCAAUGUUGGUGAAGCGGUAGACCCUACAAAAGUUUUUCAACUAGAUAAAUUAGAUAAUUUCGCAAUGUGCCAUGGUAGUAUAUCUGCUCCCGCAUAUGCUACAGAAUCCGAUCUCAUUGUACCUACUAACAAUUUGAAUGGUACACCUACCACAAAUGGCACCACUGUUACACCUGCACAAGUGACAACAACAGCAACUAUCAUGAACGGUAUAGGACCUGGUGUACGAUUAUAUUCUGUAGACGAGAGCCCGCAAAAUCAGCCCACACAUUACAGUAAUAUCUCCUCAAUAUCACCACGAGCUAAACUUCCACGGUACCGUAGCAUGUUCAAUAAUACUAUGAGUCCUCUUACUCCAAGUUUUGGUAUCUUACCAUUGGAAAGCAAUACACCUGAACCAACCGUUUUACCUUCACAUACGACGCUUACAGAAGCUAACGAUCAGAAAAGUUUAGUAAAACGUGUCAGUAGUUUAAGGGCUCAUGUAGGGCAAUUGAUGUCGAGAAAAGAAACACCUUUGCAGCAAGGAAAACCAGUAUUUUCACAAUCCGGAAAUACGAGUAACAGUGCAAAUAUCGUAACGGUAACGCCUACUACUCCAACACCUGCAGCACCGACGCUGCAAGGUACCAACGUUAGGCGUUCGUCAAGGCUAUUCAGUCAUAGUUAUUCAGUCAAGGAAAAUAAUAAGUCUCCUAAUAGGAAUAAAUUUGCCACGCCUAAAUCUCCGUCUCGGAAAACGAAGGCUAGACUCUCAAAGACUAAUUUAAAUAAGGCCAAUUUUAAUGAACUAAAUGAAAGAAACCGAAACGAGAAGGAAAAAAGUGAAACUAUUACGUCAGAGAAGGCGGUAGCUAAUGUAAAUGCAUUGAACAAUCAAAGUAACACCAAUUUCUGUGCGGUGACCCUUCAAAAACAAUGUGCCGAGGGUUUAAUGUCACUGCUACGAGAAUUAGGAAUGGCAUAUCAACAUUUAAGUCAAUACAAUUGUGCCCAGGCCGUUGAAAUAUUAACUAUUCUUCCAGCACAGCAUUAUAAUACAGGAUGGGUACUGUCGAUGCUGGCUCGUGCGCACUUUGAAAUGAUCGAUUACAAAAAGGCUGCUAGUUAUUUUGCAGAAGUUAGACAGUUGGAACCCCAAAGGACUGAACUUAUGGAAAUUUAUAGUACAGUUUUAUGGCAUUUACAUGCUGAAGUACAGCUCUCCACCCUUGCACAAGAACUUGUUUCCGAAGAUCGUAAUUCACCAGCUGCUUGGUGCGCCACUGGAAACUUGUUUUCCGCACAAACGGAGCACGAAACAGCGAUCAAAUUCUUUCAGAGAGCUAUCCAGGUAGACCCUAAUUUUCCAUACGCCUAUACACUUCUUGGUCAUGAAUACGUAAUGACGGAAGAGCUGGACAAGGCCAUUACUGCAUUUCGUAGCGCUAUUAGGCUCGACUCUAGGCAUUAUAAUGCAUGGUUUGGAUUAGGAACGAUAUUCUCUAAACAAGAACAAUAUAGUCUGGCAGAAUUGCAUUUCAAACGUGCAUUGCAAAUUAAUCCGCAGAACUCGGCGAUAAUGUGCCACAUCGGUGUUGUGCAGCACGCGCUAAAGAAAACCGAUCAAGCUUUAAAGACCUUGAAUACUGCGAUCUCAAAUGAUCCCGACAAUACGUUAUGCAAGUUUCAUCGCGCGAGUAUUAAUUUCUCAAUUGGUCGGCACGCAGAAGCGCUCAGUGAAUUUGAGGAGCUGAAAAACAUUGUACCCAAAGAGUCUCUAGUCUAUUAUUCGAUAGGAAAAGUGCAUAAAAAGUUGGGCAAUACACACCUCGCACUAAUGUACUUUAGUUGGGCGACAGAUCUAGAUCCAAAGGGUGUCAACAGUCAAAUCAAAGAAGCUAUAUUGAAUCCGGGUCAAGGGGACGAGGAAUCUCCGACAACGCAGUCAGACGAACAGCAAGCGGAGAAUAAUUCGAUGGAGCAGGAGAUUGUAAAUAAUAGAGAAGGAAGUGCCGCUGGCCUGCCUGGGAACGUUUCGGUCGAAGCACAUGCCGACGAUAGUGACGAUAGUUUAUGAAGAUAACCUGCCGUGUGCAAGAUUAUCACGGAAUGAGGAGGAGCACGUCAUCGUGCAUGCAACUAUUUAUCUUUUUCCCAUUUGAUCGGGCCGGAUCAAUUACUUUUCGAAGCCGACGUGGCUCAUUCUGGGGAUUCAUACUUCCGCGCGUACU
Molecule: messenger RNA, 2785 nt
Organism: Dufourea novaeangliae
Lineage: Eukaryota; Metazoa; Arthropoda; Insecta; Hymenoptera; Halictidae
Gene: Cdc27
Product: cell division cycle protein 27 homolog
Exons: 13
Coding region: 109-2631 (840 amino acids)
Biological process (GO): cell division
Molecular function (GO): protein binding
Source: RefSeq, a predicted model, not a curated record